Messenger RNA from Nipponia nippon (crested ibis), 699 nucleotides. Lineage: Eukaryota; Metazoa; Chordata; Aves; Pelecaniformes; Threskiornithidae. The record is from RefSeq and is a predicted model, not a curated record.
AUGCCUUCAGAGAUAGACCUGCUCCAGCGGGGCCUUGCCCGCAGCCACAGUCUCUUCAGAAUGCUCCACUCCCUGCGCUACUUCUAUGUUGCGGUGUCGGAGCCAGGCCCGGGGCUUCCCCAGUUCGUAAUCUUGGGGUACUUGGAUGGGAACCCCUUUAUGCGCUACGACAGCGAGACGGGGAAGGUGGAGCCCCAGGCAGCCUGGAUGGCGACCAGCGUGGAUCAGCAGUACUGGGACACCGAGACCCGGAACUUUCAGAGCCAUCACCAGCUUUACCGCGUGAACCUGGAUAUAUUGCGGGCCCGCUACAACCAGAGCAGGGGGGCUCACACGCUGCAGCGCGUGUAUGGCUGUGACCUCCUGGAGGACGGUAGCACCAGGGGGUAUUGGCAGAUGGGCUACGACGGGAGGGACUUCAUCGCCUUCGACAUGGACACGAUGACGUUUACUGCGGCCGACGCGGUGCCACAAAUAAUCAAGCAGGAGUGCAAGGAGGACGGGACUGAAGCUGAGCGGAAGAAGCAUUACCUGCAGAACACCUGCAUCGAGUGGCUGAGGAAAUACGUGAGCUACGGGCGGGCCGUGCUGGAGAGGAAAGAGCCCCCCACGGUGCGAGUGUCGGGGCAGGGGGGCCACGGGGUCCUGACCUGCACGGACGGGGGGUCUGGUGGCUCAGCCGCAGGGAUCACCGCCUAA